This is a messenger RNA of Agrilus planipennis (emerald ash borer), 1168 nucleotides long. RefSeq names its product ceramide synthase 6. NCBI's taxonomy places the organism in Eukaryota, Metazoa, Arthropoda, Insecta, Coleoptera, Buprestidae. Gene Ontology annotation, biological process: ceramide biosynthetic process. Bases 200 to 1168 code for a protein of 322 amino acids. The transcript has 7 exons. Gene Ontology annotation, cellular component: membrane. Gene Ontology annotation, molecular function: DNA binding; sphingosine N-acyltransferase activity. The record is from RefSeq and is a predicted model, not a curated record.
UGACCAUAAAUUUUCUUUUGGUGAUCUAUGGUUACAACUAGUCGACAUAGAGUAGUUUUUAUAUUAUCUAUGUUUCUGUUUAUCUAUGACUUUUAUUGCUUAUGGUGGGUGUCUUCUGGGUGUUGUCUCUGGAAUCCUUGAUGCUACUAAAACUAGUAAAUUAUAAAAGGAAAUCAAAUAGUGUCAGUGAAAUUUAAUAAUGUGGGAAUAUCUGGAACGAGCCUCAGAGGUAUUCUGGAGUGAGUCGGUUUGGUUACCGCCUAAUACAACAUGGAAAGAUAUUGCUCCUGAACCAGGCAAAUCGGUGACUUUUCCAAACUCGAAGCAUUUGUAUUAUCCAAUACCAAUGGCAUUUUUAAUGUUAGGAUUGCGAUAUUUACUCGAAAGGUAUUGGUUUGCCCCAGUCGGAUUGUCUCUAGGUAUUAAGAAUACUAGGCCCAAAAAAGCACCGUCAAAUCCAAUUUUAGAAAAAGCAUACCAAUCAAAAUCAAAAUUAAGUCAUAAACAGAUUCAAGGAUUGGCCAAGCAACUAGAUAUGUCAGAAAGACAGGUUGAAAGAUGGUUAAGGUUAAGAAGAAGUCAGGAUAAGCCAUCGACUUUGGUAAAGUUUUGUGAGAAUUCUUGGCGUUGUUUUUAUUAUACCAUAAGCUUUAUUUAUGGAUUAACCAUCUUGUGGAGCAAGCCAUGGUUGUGGGAUAUAAACGAGUGCUGGUACACCUUUCCCAAUCAGUCUGUUACAACAGAUUUAUGGUUCUAUUACAUGAUGAAUUUGACAUUUUAUUGGUCAUUGUGCUUUAGUCAUUUCUUUGAUGUUGUUCAUAAAGACUUUUGGCAAAUGUUCAUUCAUCAUGUAGCAACUAUAGUUUUAAUGUCCUUAUCAUGGAUAGGAAACUUAGUAAGAAUAGGAAGUUUAGUAAUUGUGGUUCAUGAUUGUGCCGAUGUAUUUUUAGAGGCUGCAAAAAUGACCAAGUAUUCUGGUUAUCAAAGAGUUUGUGAUGUAAUUUUUGCUAUUUUUACAAUUUCAUGGAUAAUUACAAGGACUGGAAUUUAUCCAUUUUGGAUAAUAAGGAGUACUUCCAUCGAAGCACCAAAAAUAGUGCCGAUGUUUCCUGCCUAUUACAUUUUCAACAGCCUUUUACUCUNUAUGUUUAGGAUUUGGAUUUAUUAG